CAAGAACAACCAAGAACAACUCAAUGCUUUUAUACCACACGAUUCGAGACAUUCCAGUGCUGCCUCUUUACCAUUUUCAUGUCACAUUCUACUGUAUCAACUCACAAUCAGUUGAAUUUUGACUGUUACUGUAAGCAGUGAGUACAGAGCACUGCUGUAUACUUAUAUAUACAUCAAUAUACAUUUCAGCACUAUUGGUAGUAGGAAUUGAAAUCAGAAGCAUUGAUAUGUAUAUACAUAUUUGUUAUUCUAAACAGAAUUUCAAGUUUCUUUAAUUUAAAUGCCCUUUAAUUAUAAAUUGUAAUAUAUAUUAAAAUAGUUAAUAAGUAAUUUAGCAUAAACUACUAAUAUAGGUUUACAGAAUUGUUGAAUACUGCUACACUAUGGCUUCAGCUUCAAGCACAAGUGCUCGUAGUUUAUUCGUUGAAUCAAAAAUGAGAUUAGCUGAUAGAGUACAAGUUAAUGUAAAUAACAUUGCAUCCCUUGCAAGGCAAAUACAAAGAGGUUCAAAAAGUAGCGAGAUGUUAAUGCAUAGCGCAAAAAAUUUUGCACAACAGGAACAAGGAUUAGAAACUGCUGAAAAUAAUUUAAAGAAAGUUGCUCUUAUAACAACUCAUUUAGAAUAUCAAAUGGAAUCUAUCAAUAGAAGUUCUGUGAUUUUAGAGCAAGUUACUGAACAAAUACGUGCUAUGCAAAGAUAAAUUGUAAUGAAUUCAUGAAUGAAUAGCAUAAUCAUAAUUUUAUAUAAUUUGUUACAUAUUUUUGAUACAUUUGUUGAUAUGUUAGAAAUUGAUCUUCUUGAGAUUUAAGUUUAUGAUUGUAUAUAAAUAGUUAUAAAAAAUACUUUACAUCAAUACUGUAUGGUAUUAAGGAAUACAUGUAAUGCAUUAAUUGUUUUUCUAUUAUUUUAUUCUGAAUUAAGGUAUUCUAUCAAAGAUUUCCUUGAAUUUUUUAAAUUCAGUAUAGUUUUUUGUUUUAAUAGUUUUCAUGAAAAUAUUUAUAAACAUACCAUUGAGAUCAAAUCACAUUAUUCACGAACAAUUUGAGACGUUAUUUUUAUCUUACGUUUAAAAAUUUAAGCAAGAUAUGUACUGCAUAUGUAUACAAAUGUAUAUAACAGUCCGGGUUUAAUAUUAAAACGAAAAAUGACAAAUAA
Osmia bicornis bicornis is the source of this 1156-nucleotide messenger RNA. RefSeq names its product BLOC-1-related complex subunit 7 (gene BORCS7). The coding region runs from base 384 to 701 and encodes 105 amino acids. Lineage: Eukaryota; Metazoa; Arthropoda; Insecta; Hymenoptera; Megachilidae. The transcript has 3 exons. Gene Ontology annotation, cellular component: BORC complex. The record is from RefSeq and is a predicted model, not a curated record.